AUGGCUCGGACAUCGCAAAUAGCUCGCAAAAGCUGCGGUGGACUAGCUCCUCGAAGACAGUUGGCGACGAACGCAGCUCGCAAGACUGUUUCGGGAACAGUUUCUCAAAUUGCUCGGGCGGCAGUGACGAUGCCUGAAUUGAAAGAAGAAGGACAGCUUGAAAUAGUUGAUGGUGUCAAAAAAGUCGAGUUGGAAAGCGGUCAAGGGAUUGAAUCCAACGAAGAAGAGACGAAAGAGCCUGGUGUUCACGGGACUUCUUCCAGCGCUGUUGACGAUGAAGAUGACGAGCUGAUUGCAAUAGGCGAAGUAAUUACCGGCAGUCGUUACAAGCAGACAGCCCGAAAAAGCACUGGAGGAGCACCACCACGAAAACAACUCGCCAUGAAAGUAGCAAGAAAAAGCGCACCAUCACCUUCUCAAAUUGUUGAAGUUGAUCCUGAAGUUAUCGCUGCCAUUGCUCCAGAAAGUGAAAUCGUCGACAGGCCAGUUGAAAUUGAUGAUAUUUUGGAAUGGUAUAGGAAAAUGGGAUCCCGAGCCCUCGAGGUUCUACGGAAGAAUUUUCUUGCACAGACUACUGAAUCCGGCGAAAAGCUUAGCCCAGAUGAGGAAGACUUCAGAGCAAGGAGGAAGAUCGUGCAAGAUUAUCCCUUGGAAAAAGGAUUGGUGACAAAAGCAGCACGAAAAAGUGCACCAGCUACAGAUCAUAUUGAAGACGAUGAUUCGGAAACUCAUCCGGAAAGUGAUGAAGGAGAGGUAUCCUCUGAAGUUGUCGCUGCCAUGGCCCCUGAAAGUGUUAUCGAGGGUCGAACGGUUACAAAAGAGGAUGUGCGCGAUUGGUUUUUGAAGUCGGCAAGUCGCUAUUUUGAAGUUGAAAGGAAGUUGGUUUUAGAACUAACAUCAGAUGACAAAGACUUCAUUGCACGGAGGGAGAUUGUGCUGGAGUAUAUAAAGGUGCUCUCCGUGAGAUCGGCGCGGAGUAGACGUCCAGCAUGCCGUUGUCGUCCCGAUUUGACAAAACUCGUAACCCCUAGAAAAAUCGAACCGAAGUGGGAACCGACGAUUCGACCACCUCCUGAGGAAAGUUUGAAGAAAGGUGUUCACAAUUUUACUGAGGGAGAAAUUGUUGUCGUUGAUGAAAAUAGCACGGAAGAAAUCAAGAAGUACGCCUCAAAAGGUCGAAUGCAAACUCUGAUUAACGAAAACCGAAAAGGUUACAAAAUUGAAGACGGUCAUUUCAUUGCUCGUUCUACUAAAAGAUUCCCAAUUGUGAAGAUAAAACUGAACUCGAUGGAUAAAAAACUUAUGAAAUAUCUCUUGGAGAAAGAUGAUUCUGCUGUGGUUUCGGAAGCGGCGAAAAAACUUUUGAAUGAACAGCAGAUCAACUCUGCUCUGAACAAAAGGGAGAAUUCUAUCUCAUAUUCCUGCAUUCCAGCGACGAACAGAGCGAAGGAAACAGUGGAACAGUCGCAAAAAUCGCCUUCUUUGACUCUCGCAUCUCAUGGAGAAGCACAAAACUCUACCGAGCCAGUACCUUUUCGAAGAGAUGAGCCCCUUGCGAAAACUUGUGAAAUCGAAGAGACUACUGCGAUCUCUUCUUCUCCCUUACCGCCAAUCAAAUCUGAUGAAACUGCAGAGAAAGAUUCAAAUCUUCCAAACAUUGAAGAGUCACAGCAGCAGCAACAAGCUUCUCCUUUAGUUUCUGCAUCUGCCUUCCAGGCAGCUUCAGUUGAACAACAAAGCUCUAUAAAUCCAGCAUCUUCGCCGCAGCAGCAACCAGCUUCUCCUUCUAUUUCUGCUUCCCAAGAGAUAAAGAAGGAGUCAACGAUUGAACAACCAUCGACGGUUAAAAAUGAACCUUACGAGCAAGAGCCGACCUCCCGUCCCGCACUUUCUCCAUCUACCUCUACACCUCAAGCUCCUUUAAAACAGGAAGUUUCCGCUGAUCAGCCGUCUCAGGUGAAAAUUGAGCCUCAAGAACAAGUUCCUCUGCCUCCUAAAGAAAUACUCAUGCCUUCUCGAAAACGUCACAUGAAGGAAAAGCCAUCCGAAGACAACCCGCCAAAGAAACCAAAACUCUUCAACGACAAUUAA
This is a messenger RNA of Oikopleura dioica, 2091 nucleotides long. Lineage: Eukaryota; Metazoa; Chordata; Appendicularia; Copelata; Oikopleuridae. The record is from the annotation of a GenBank genome assembly.